Molecule: messenger RNA, 1183 nt
Organism: Vigna angularis (adzuki bean)
Lineage: Eukaryota; Viridiplantae; Streptophyta; Magnoliopsida; Fabales; Fabaceae
Product: ribonuclease E/G-like protein, chloroplastic
Exons: 4
Coding region: 287-997 (236 amino acids)
Cellular component (GO): membrane
Molecular function (GO): starch binding
Source: RefSeq, a predicted model, not a curated record
AUUCAGCACGAGACAGAGGCGAAGAAAGUGAGAAAGAGUUGCUAAGGCAAAAAAAGCUCCGAGAGUUGAGUGUAGCCACUCACGUGGAAUAAAAAGCAAAAGGAAUACGUCAAUUUUUACAUCUGUUUUAUUUUUAGCAUGAUGCUUAGUUUCAAGUGCCACAAACUACUCUAACUCCACCACUAUAAAACGAAUCCCACUUACACUUUCAAUAACACAACCACUAUCACAGCUGUUCACUACAAAGGAAUAUACAUUGUUUAUUUUCAGACCAAACAUAACUCAGAUGGCUCUCAACACCUCUUGCUCUAAGCCCAUUCUAGGAAUCCAUCUUCCUAACUCUGUUCCUAAUGCUUCCAACACACCCAAUUUUUUCUUCACCACCAAUGACAACAAAGCCUGCAACUUUGGCUUCCCAAGACUUGUUCAAAACAAGGGUCUUCUCCCACUUCAUGCAGUGCCAUCCAAAACCAUGGUGGAUUUGGACAGUUUGGUGGUCCAAACUCCAGAAGAACAACCGAAGGAAGAAGGAAAGAUUAUCAAUGUCAAAUUUCAGAUGCAUCGCAACUGCAAAUUUGGGGAGCAAUUUCUAGUAGUUGGUAGUGAACCAAUGUUUGGCUCAUGGAACCCUGCAAAAGCCAUACCAAUGGCCUGGUCAGAAGGGCAUGUUUGGACAGCAGAGAUGGCCGUACCUGCUGGAAAAUUCCAGUACAAGAUCAUCUUGAAGAGAAGAAAUGGUGACAUUGUGUGGCAGCCAGGGCCAGAUAGACUUGUUCAGACAUGGGAAGCAAUGAACAGAGUCACUGUUUGUGAGGAUUGGGAAAAUUCCAAACUUCAGACAGUAACAGAUGACGAUGAGAAAGUUUCCAAGACAUCAGUGGAAGAUGAACAUGGUCAGACAGACAAGGAUUCCAAGAUGGAGUCAGAAAUUGCCAAUUUGGUUGAGAAUGCCAAUUUGGCUGAGAAUGCCAAUUUGGCUGAGAAUGCCAAUUGCUGAAUUUUGUUUCCUUCCACAAACAAAAGUUUUAUGAUUUUGCUGCUACAAAGAAAGCCCAAGUUAGUUUUGAGCUACUUAUUUCCAUUCGGCUCAUAGUAUUACUAUUUUCUUGUUAGAGAAAAUAAGAGUCUCUUUUCUGUUUUGUUGUCGCAUAUCUUCAUCAAUGAAAUUUAUUAUUUAUUUUCA